Messenger RNA from Brassica napus (rape), 884 nucleotides. RefSeq names its product glutamine synthetase cytosolic isozyme 1-3-like. The record is from RefSeq and is a predicted model, not a curated record. The transcript has 5 exons. Lineage: Eukaryota; Viridiplantae; Streptophyta; Magnoliopsida; Brassicales; Brassicaceae. Gene Ontology annotation, molecular function: glutamine synthetase activity. The coding region runs from base 286 to 516 and encodes 76 amino acids. Gene Ontology annotation, cellular component: cytoplasm.
UAUGAUUAAUGUAACAAUAUUUGGUUUGUAACAAAAUUAGAUUUUAAAAAAUGAUUGGUUGAUAUAUGAAAGUGAUGUGUGAUGCUUACACGCCGGCUGGGAAUCCAAUUCCAACCAACAAGAAGUACAACGCUGCUAAGAUCUUCAGCAACUCCAAAGUUGUCUCUGAGGAGCCUUGGUAUGGGAUUGAGGAAGAAUACACAUUGAUGCAAAAGGGUGUGAACUGGCCUAUUGGGACCAUACUACUGUGGUGUGGGAGCUGACAAAGCAAUUGGUCGUGACAUCAUGGAUGCACACUACAAGGCCUGUCUUUACGCAGGUAUUGGCAUCUCUGAUGUCAAUGGAGAAGUCACGCUUGGACAGUGGGAGUUCCAGGUCGGUCCGGUUGAGGGUAUUAGUACUGGUGAUCAAGUCUGGGUCGCUAGAUACCUUCUCGAGAGGAUCACUGAGAUCUCUGGUGUAAAUGUCAGCUUCGACCCAAAACCAGUCCCGGGUGAUUGUGCAACUACAGCAUGAAGUCGAUGAGGAACAACGGAGGAUUAGCAGUGAUAAAGAACACGAUAGAGAAGCUUCAGGUGAAGCACAAGGAGAACAUUGCUGCGUACGGUGAAGGCAACGAGUGUCGUCGCACGGGGAAGCACGAGACCGCAUACAUCAACAUGUUUUCUUGGGGAGUGGCGAACCGUGGAGCUUCGGUGAGGGUGGAACAAUGGAGGAUUAGCAGUGAUAAAUAACACGAUAGAAAAGCUUCAGGUGAAGCACAAGGAGAACAUUGCUGCGUACGGUGAAGGCAACGAGCGUCAUCUCACGGGGAAGCACGAGACCACAUACAUCAACACGUUUUCUUGGGGAGUGGCGAACCGUGGAGCUUCGGUGAGAGUGGA